Molecule: messenger RNA, 744 nt
Organism: Pieris macdunnoughi
Lineage: Eukaryota; Metazoa; Arthropoda; Insecta; Lepidoptera; Pieridae
Source: the annotation of a GenBank genome assembly
AUGGAAGAAGGUGUUUGUGUUAAAAAUGAAGAAAAAAAUAUCGAUAUCAAACAAGAGAGCAUGGAAACCAUUAAAUUUGAAUUUGAUUCUGGUAGUGAAGAUAGUAGCAAAGGUGGCAGCGGUGGAUAUCAACGGUGGGCGCCCAAUUUGAAUGGAGUCAGAAAGAGUGCAUUUACGCCGUACAAAUCAGUACAGUGUACUGCGCUCACCAAUUUACAGAGAGGUAACACGCAGGCGCGAGUUCCGGAGCUGCCUCAGCCCGAUUGUAGCUUUCACGCGAAGGCUGGCCGCGGCGAGAUAUCCCGCGAGGACGUGAAGCUGGAGCAAUAUGUCGAUACCACGGACGAGCAUGGCCUCACCGCCCUGCACUGGGCCGCUAGCUAUGGACAAUUAAAUAGUUGCCAGGACCUUGUUUGGUGUGGUGCUAAUGUUAACAUGCGGGGCCCUGAAGGUGAGACAGCAUUACAUCUGGCGGCGGCUGGUGGACAUCAUGAGGUUGUCAAAUUUCUCUUGAGUGAAGGAGCUGAUGCUGACAUACAGGAUGAUUCUGGUAGCACAGCUCUAAUGUACGCAGCCGCUGCUGAUUUCCCUUACACCUGCAAUGAACUCCUCAUCCACGGAGCUGACCUCACCCUAACCAAUGACUAUGAUCAAGAUGCUUAUACUUUAACUACUACAAAUAAUUGCAAAUUAGCACAAACUGUGAUAGAAAACUUCUUGAUUGGCUGCCUCAGCAAAGUUUAA